GUGAUCUGACUGAUGUUGCAGAAGCUCUUGUGAAAAAGCAUCCUUGCCUUAGAGAGCAGGGGUCUUUCAGUGGCUGUUAUGGGUGGAAGAUUAGCCUAAAAUAUAAAAUGGCUAACCUCCGCACCAAACUGAGAGGCCUUGGAUGUACAGAGGUGACCAUAAACUCCAUCAAAAACAAGUCUGGUGACAACCGUCAGGCAGCCUUCAAUGUGAAGAAACCCAAAAGAGCUGAAGUUAACUAUUGUCCACAGCAUCCAAAAGGACAGACAUCAGAAAGUCUGGAACAGGAAAGAGUUGCAAUUCUUUCUGAGUUGACUAAAAGAAAUAAUGACUCUGUUGUGAGUGCGAAAAUGGAGAAGACUUUCUCAUACAGAAGGCAAGAAGUUCUUCAGGGUCAGCCGAUGGUUGCAGACUUCAAAAGCAGAUGGCCAGCUCUGUUCACUGCGAGAGAGAUUGACAAGGAGUUUUUGCGAGUCACCACAAAGCCUCUGCUAUCCACUUUCUUUGCCGAGCUUGACCAGUACGCGCCACGCUUAAUGGAAAUCUUUCUGAGCAAAGGAGGGACACCUGGAAAGAAAAUAAGAGGUCUCAUGCUUGCCAUCUCCAAGCAUGACAACAUCCAUACCAGACGAGCAUGCAUCUUGAAGUCCUUAUGCAUCUACCUAAACGAAGACUAUGAGAAGUUAAUAAAGGAGUACUUGGAUACAGACAGCGAGGCAAAAAGCUGCAUGGAGCAAACUGUGAUGGGGGUGUACGUCAUCCAGAAGGAGGGUGCUGAACCUGAAGAUGACCCAGAGGACAUUGGUGUCCUGAUUGAGGGUGUGGAGGCUCUCACUGAUUUGGGUAACAUUGCACAAGCAUGUGCUCUGUUGUUUGGACUCAUAUACUGUUUGAACCUGAGCUACCCACCAGAACUUAAAUGCACCUUUGAAGUCCUCCAGAAGAUACUUUUAAAUCUUGAUGGACAAAAGCUCUCUUCAAAGGCACAGUUUCUGAAAAACAAGCUUAUGGGGUGAGAGCACCUGAAAAUGACUGAUAGGUCUUGAAUGGUUCAUUGGUGCAAUGGUGAUUUCCAAUAUAUAAUGUUAACAUUUGAGUUUAUGUAUUCUUUCAUUUAAAAAAUGUAUUUUUUUUUUAAGUUUUUGGAUUCUCUCUGUUGGGCAAUUCACCUUUUAUACAGCACUGCAGAUGAUUUUUGUUUGUCUUUAUAUAGAUGGCUCAAAAUGGAUCAGAAGUACUGUUCUGUUAAUUAUUUUUCAUUUAAUUUCAAGUUUGUAGUAUAGGUACCAAUUCACAUAUACCAUAAUGCUGUCAUGUGUUGAAUGAAGAUAUCAUUGGAGUGCUUUAGUGCCCCCCUCUUUCCCCCCCCCCUUUAAAGAACAAAGUCAACAUUUUACAGAAACUUCAUUGAGGGGUUUUCCUCAAGCAAUGUUCAUUGUUGGUUUUAGCUGCACUGUUACUAUGUUGUGUUUAUGUGUCAAGGGCCUGUAAAGUUUAAGAC
Oreochromis aureus is the source of this 1501-nucleotide messenger RNA. RefSeq lists its product as uncharacterized. The transcript has 4 exons. Lineage: Eukaryota; Metazoa; Chordata; Actinopteri; Cichliformes; Cichlidae. The record is from RefSeq and is a predicted model, not a curated record. Bases 108 to 1016 code for a protein of 302 amino acids.